This is a messenger RNA of Lottia gigantea (owl limpet), 1860 nucleotides long. RefSeq lists its product as hypothetical. The record is from RefSeq and is a predicted model, not a curated record. NCBI's taxonomy places the organism in Eukaryota, Metazoa, Mollusca, Gastropoda, Lottiidae. Bases 1 to 1860 code for a protein of 619 amino acids. The transcript has 2 exons.
AUGGACGCAGAAUCGGAUAUUUCUUGCAUGGUGCAAGAUCCGGAUUACAGAGACAGUGAUCAACAAAGUCCAGAUUACAGAACUCAUAAAGAUGAUGCAGUUACAAACACUAGAAAACGGUACCUAGAUUACAGAGCUAGGAAAUGGAAGCAAGUUUGUAAAAACUAUUUAAGUGACAGAAAAUUAUCCAAUAACCCAGUAAAUAAUAACAGUGAUAAGGAAAAAGGUGCCCCUGUUGAUGAUACUGAUGAUCUAAGACCUAGAGACAAAACCAAUGAAAUGAAGCAGAUUAAUGUUGAAGACCAUGAGGCCGAAUUGAAUAAUGGAUGCAAAUCUUUACACACUGUCACAGAUCAUCCACCUCUUGUACGAAUCGAAUCAGUGAAAAUAGAGGCAGUAGAUCUAGAAUCGAACACUAAUCUAUUGGAAAAUACCAUGAGAAAUCCGCGAAGAGACAUCCCCAAAUCGAGGGACAAGGAAAACAAUCGAAGCAAAGUUGUCAACAAGAAUGAUGUUAAAUUGCUUUCGUGCAAAAGUGAUUCAACGUCGUCAGAUAACAUAACAUUUUCAGCCAAAACUGGAACUGAAGUGAUGACAGAUUGUAUUGGGUUUAUAAAUCCACCGCUCAAAGAUCUGGAAUCUAACGGGAAUGUGGUUGAAAACAUCAAUGCUAAAAAAGACCAAGCACUGUAUAACGACAUUCUUAAAUCAAAUGUUAACUCAUUUAAACGUAAGAACUCCAACACUGAUCCAUUGGAUAGUAAAAAUGGUAGCCAUGAUGAAAAUCUCAAAGCUAGGGGCGCAGAGACAAAUGACAGUAAAACAGAUAUAAAAUGUGUUGACAUUUCUCAGUAUUCUGUAAACGGUAAAGCCGAAUCUUCAAAUAGUAGUGUAGAUACCGGUGUUAGACAUACUGAUUCCUCGUCACUUACCAAAUAUACAGGUGCAAUUCAAACGGAAUAUCUACCAUCUAGCAGCUCAAAAUCGGCUUCUGACAGCGAUCACGAAGAAAUUAACAAGCCUUUUGCAGGCAUCGCAAAUGAUCCUAUAAGUACUUCUAUUUCAACAAACCAAAAUUUAAGGAAAUUAUUAGAUAAACGUUUGGACGAUGCAAAGCGGGACAGUGACAGCAGACAAAUAAAGAGGAAAGGAGAGCCCUCCAAACAUUCCCUGGAAAAGCGGAACUGUUCAAGCUUGGAUAGGUUGACUCGUAUGUGCGAACAAGAUGACCCCACUGAUAAUAAGAACUAUAUAACAGACGAAUUGAUGAUUCCAGACAUUUCGCCUGAACAUUUACCGGUUGAGUCCAAGGAAAUAAACAAGAACAAAACGAUGCCCAUGAAAGUGUCCGAGGCGCAACAAACUCCACGUUCUCUGAUGGACAAUGAACGUCCUCUGCAUGAAUAUCCCCAUUGGCUAGAUCAAACAAGGGCCAUUCCACAUAUUCAUGGCAAAAUGCACAGUGGCUUUUCUUUCAGAAGAGAUCAUUUUAGAUUUAACGAGGGACACAGUCAUUUUCGGUAUAUGAUUCCAGACCAUGUAUUGCCUCCGCCAUUUUAUAUCUCAAAUGGCUACAACCAUAACCUACCCCAACAAGUUCAAUUUCAGCAUGGUUCUAGCACAGACCGUCCAGUUACUGACCAAGACUACCCCAGGAAGGUGAUGUAUCACGAAGAGAUGUCUCAUUCGUCCAAAAUGUCUCUUAUUGAAUCUGAUAAAGCUUGUGGUGAAGCUGAACACGCAGCCAAAAUUAAACUGGUAGCAGCAGAAUUAGAGGUUGUGGGACUACAAAAGGUUUAUUGGAAAAAGCGCUUGAAACAAAUUCAAGACAAAGAUAGUGAUCAUAAUGAGGAAUUGUAA